Messenger RNA from Penicillium canariense, 933 nucleotides. RefSeq lists its product as uncharacterized. The coding region runs from base 1 to 933 and encodes 310 amino acids. The transcript has a single exon. The record is from RefSeq and is a predicted model, not a curated record. NCBI's taxonomy places the organism in Eukaryota, Fungi, Ascomycota, Eurotiomycetes, Eurotiales, Aspergillaceae.
AUGACUCUUGUCCGCCCUGGUCAUUCUGCUUCUUCUUCCCCGACGACCGUCGACCCAGCUUCAAUGAACAAACUGGUGGAUGAAAUUGACGAAAAUUCUUUCUACCAUCACCCGUCCUGGCCCCAGCGAUGGUCGCACCCAGACUUCACCGGCGAUUACACUAAAGCUUGGAGCGCGUCAUGGCGCAGACAGGCGGAAGGCCAAACGACACGGUUUCUUUCCCCCUCAAUGGAGUAUAAGUUCCCGUGGGGUUACAUCAUAUAUCGAACCGUCUACACUCCUAAAUCAGACGAGCUAUGGCCCAUUGCUAUGGAAAAACUCGGUCAUAUUAUAAAUUCUUCGAUUGACGCCGGACUCCACGCUAAGAUUCGUCAUAAUAGGCCCGAGGACCCGGAAUCCAAUGAAGAGCCAGAGCGACUCGUGAAGGAAUCGCGCAAGGAUGUCAUUUUUUCAGACAAGAGGUUCUGGGAUAGGGCCGGGAUUGAGCAGAUUCGUCAACACUUUCGCGAGUAUCUUCGUGCAAGCAAGGGCACAAUCUAUGGCCGAUUCAAAGGAUGCCUUGUCAUUGAUGAACUGUCCCUGAAGUCGAUUGUUUUCAGCGAUGUCCCUCAGCCCUGGCUCGGCGGGAGAUCGCCUAAUAUGGGUCAGUAUUGCUUAGGUGUUGUUGGUAUGAUCGAUGGGCUGUAUCCUGAAAGUCGGGAUCAUCCGCGAUAUACUGGCUUCAUGCGGGUGUAUGUCCGUUCUCUGUGGGAUUUGUACUGCCAAUUGUGCCGGGAGAAUAUGCGCGAGUCGAUUCCCUAUCCGUAUUUGUUCUCCGUUCCCGAGGGUUUGAUCCCCGUCUAUGAUGGUGGAACUGGGGAAGCGCAGGAUGAGGAGGGAAAUAUCUAUCCAAUUGUAUUGGAACGGCCCAAACGGGGCCCUCGGGUGGCUUGA